This is a messenger RNA of Ilyonectria robusta, 1250 nucleotides long. RefSeq lists its product as uncharacterized. The transcript has 2 exons. Lineage: Eukaryota; Fungi; Ascomycota; Sordariomycetes; Hypocreales; Nectriaceae. The record is from RefSeq and is a predicted model, not a curated record. The coding region runs from base 145 to 936 and encodes 263 amino acids.
CGCCUCCAGUCCAGUCAACAACAAGGGUCCUGGGCCGUUCGCGCUGUCCAACCUUUCCCUUCACUAUUUUCGCUUGGCCUAGAUGCCAUCAAUCCGUCCCUAUCCCCUCUGCGACUUGUUCGAACGAGUUAAAACAACGCCCAAAUGUCGAGCUCAACGAAGGACACAAAGAACCUUGAGCGUGUUAGAGACAAUCAGCGAAGAUCUAGAGCUCGGCGAAGAGAGCAUCUGCUCGAACUCGAGCACCGGAUUCGUGCCUAUGAGCUCCAAGGGAUCGAGGCCUCGUCCGAGGUUCAGCACGCCGCCAGGAGGGUCGCGGAGGAGAACAGAAUGCUCCGUGCUCUCCUCAACAGGCAUGGAAUCAACGAUGAUUACGUUGUGAGCUUCUUGCACUCUAGUGCUGCCACGCAACCUGACCCAGGGUCAAUAUCACACUUCCCCUCCAGCAGCCCCAGCGAGGCAGUUCAGGCGAUGCAGCAGGCAUUGGUACCUCGAAGACCGGCAAUUCACGACCAAGGCGUUCCAUAUCCGAUCCCUCCACAGGAAAACCGAGACCAGCCCAUGACCAGUGCACCGACGACUACAAACCCCCUCUGGGAACCGGCACAACCCAUUCAGCCGGGGAUUUCCUUCCCGCGUCCUCUGCCAUCCAACGCUCCUUCACCCAUGGGACGACCGACGAUUGCUUCUCAGCUUCACCCUCAGCAAUACAGCUCCCCGGUCUUCCCUGGACAUCAGGUGCCGCGAACAGAAGCGUACCUCCCUUCCCCGGCCCCUAUGCUGGAGGAUCCGCGACGACAGAGCUACUCAAUACCGUCUCUGCAAGCAGAUGGUUCCUCGGCGGCCAUGAACUACACCAUUGCCAUGCAUCCAUUCCAAAACCCGGGCACCUCAAACACUGGUGGCCCAGACCCUGGCCCACCAGGGCCAUGCUGACAAGUAGAAGGGGUCAUGGCAGGCUUGGAUGUAGCCUGGCUUGACCUCGUCGCUUGAUGAUUAUUCUUCCAUGAACUGGAAAUCUGACAAGGUGCCCUAACUCAUCUCCAGAAUUUUUCUCGAGAUGGGUAGGGAGGUUGAUGCUAAUUUCAACAGGGUGCCAUCCUACGACCGAAUCAAGCACCCGCCAUCCUGACAAGGAACUCGUCAUGGCACACUGGAAGAAGCAGCGCGUACGCUCCGGGAUCAAGGACUGGAGCGGCGAAGGAACAAGCCUUUGUGGACUAGGGCUCGAACUAUUUACAAACUGCAUC